GGCGAAGCCGUCUGGGCGUCGGCACUGAGCGUUGCAGGCCGCGAUGAAGAACCAGGACAAAAAGAAUGGGGCCGCCAAGCACGCGAACAACACUUCCCACGCGAAAGGCCACCCGGGGCCGCCCGAAGCCGGCCCGGAGGGGGGCUCAGGGCGAACCGGCCCGGCCGCGGCGGCGACCGACGCGGAAGGUUCCAGCAGUCGGGCUCCAGCGAAGACGGAGGGAGCCCAAGUCAAAGCUGCACAAGCUGGGGCCCUCCGUGAUGUCUCUGAGGAGCUGAGCCGCCAGCUGGAAGACAUCUUGAGUACAUACUGCGUAGACAACAAUCAGGGGGGCCCAGCUGAGGAUGGGGCACAUGGUGAACCCACUGAACCUGAAGAUACAGAGAAGUCCCGGGCCUAUGCCUCAAGGAAUGGGGAGCCUGAGGCAGAGAACCCAGUUGUGAAUGGUGAGAAAGAGCCCUCCAAGGGAGAACCGGUCACAGAAGAGAUCCGGGCAAGUGACGAGGUUGGAGACCGCAAUCACCGAAGGCCACAGGAAAAGAAGAAAGCCAAGGGUCUGGGGAAGGAGAUCACAUUGCUAAUGCAGACGUUGAACACCCUGAGCACUCCAGAGGAGAAGCUGGCAGCUCUAUGCAAGAAGUAUGCUGAACUGCUGGAAGAGCACCGGAACUCGCAGAAGCAGAUGAAGCUCCUACAGAAGAAGCAGAGCCAACUGGUGCAGGAGAAGGACCACCUGCGCGGUGAGCACAGCAAGGCCAUCCUGGCCCGGAGCAAGCUGGAGAGCCUGUGCCGAGAGUUGCAGCGCCACAACCGCUCCCUCAAGGAAGAAGGUGUGCAGCGAGCCCGGGAGGAAGAGGAGAAGCGCAAGGAAGUGACCUCGCACUUCCAGAUGACACUGAAUGACAUCCAGCUACAGAUGGAACAGCACAACGAGCGCAAUUCCAAACUGCGCCAGGAGAACAUGGAGCUGGCUGAGAGGCUCAAGAAGCUGAUUGAGCAGUAUGAGCUGCGGGAAGAGCACAUCGACAAAGUCUUCAAACACAAGGACCUGCAGCAGCAGCUUGUGGAUGCCAAGCUCCAGCAGGCCCAGGAGAUGCUGAAGGAGGCAGAGGAGAGGCACCAGCGGGAGAAAGAUUUUCUCCUCAAAGAGGCUGUGGAGUCCCAGAGGAUGUGUGAGCUGAUGAAGCAGCAGGAGAACCACUUGAAGCAGCAGCUUGCCUUGUACACAGAGAAGUUUGAGGAGUUCCAAAACACACUCUCCAAAAGCAGUGAGGUGUUCACCACAUUCAAACAGGAGAUGGAAAAGAUGACUAAGAAGAUUAAGAAGCUGGAGAAAGAAACCACAAUGUACCGGUCUCGGUGGGAGAGCAGCAAUAAGGCACUACUGGAGAUGGCCGAAGAGAAAACACUCCGGGACAAAGAGCUGGAGGGACUGCAAGUGAAAAUUCAGCGGUUGGAGAAGCUGUGCCGAGCGCUGCAGACAGAACGCAACGACCUGAACAAGAGGGUACAGGACUUGAGUGCGGGGGUCCAGGGCCCCCUCACAGACAGCCCUGAACAAAGGUCAGAGGCUGCUACUGCCUCUAAGGAACAGGGUGUUGAGGGGCCUGGUGCCCAAGCACCUAGCUCCCCAAGAGCCACGGAAGCCCCUUGCUGCCAUGGAGCACCCAGCUUAGAAGCAUCUGACCGUACUAGGCCUCAGGAGCCCACCACCACCGCCUAGGGAGCUUGGCCUGGGGUGUGUGCUGGGAAGGGAGCAAGCAGCCCAGCCAAGUCUGGCCCACCAAGCUCCCUCUGCUGCGCGGUGUAGCCCUGAGGUCAGACGCUCUGACCUGGCCGAUGUCUGACACCUCGAAGUUCUGGAUUUUCUGGGUCAGUUUUCAAUACCUAUGGCAUAGGUGCAAGGCCACACGUGUUCUUACCUGUAAGUGUCAAGUGGGCUGACAUUGGGGUGGGAUGUGGACAGAUGAGGUCAGUGACUCUUCUAAGAGUUAACAGGUCUCAAAGCAGAGCUGUCCCAGUGAGCUACUGGACAAGCAACAAGCUUUUCCCUGCCUGAUUUGAGACUCCUUCCCUGCCCUUCAGGGCUCAUGACAGAUGAUACCCUCGGGCCUUGACAAUGAGCAGGACUUGGGCAACUCCGGUUCUCCAAGCUUCCCCAGAAGCUCUUUUGCUUCUCUUGACCUGGAAAAGGGGACCCCAAACAGAGCCUUGGCAGGGGCUUAGGAACAGUAACAAAACUGCCCUUCUGCCUUGGACUGGGCUCUGAAGAAGGUUUCUGUGUGGGAUGAUGUGCUGGGUGGGAGCCCCCAGGCACCACUUCCCCUGCCCUCUGGUAGUGCCAGGACCAGGCCAAUGAUGCUUUUCAGUAGCCUUAUCAUUCACAGGUGCCUCUAGCCUGCACAAUGAUUGACAAGAGAUCACCCAAAGGCUUCUUCCAGAAGGGUUCUUUGUUCUGUUUGUCCGAUUCUUUAUUUUUGCACAUGACAGUGUUUGCGUUGCUGAUCUCCUGAGGAAGAAGGGAAAGUGCUGUAGUGGUGGUGCCUGGCUUCCUGGCUCCCAGUGCCCCACCACCUCACCUAGCACUUUGCCGUGCUGGUUCUGAGGUUUCCUGUCAGUGAACCCAGAUUGUUUAUAGUAACGGAAAAAAGGGUCUCUGAUAGCUUUGCCACAGCUUGCCUGUGACACCAUGGGAGGUCUCCAGGCAGCUGUACAGGCCUGUUCUUCCCUUGGCUUUAUGAGUUUUCUGUUCUCUUGCCUGCACCCAUGUGCAUUCCUUGAGAUUUGCCCUGGUUCUGUUUUGGCCUGGGGCCUGGCUUCAAUAUGUCCCUUUGACAUUCCUCCUUUCAGUAUGGAUAAGAAUAAGAUCUGGGGCUAAAAAGAGAGUACAAGGAGUGGGUAGAGCGUCUCACCCCUGUUCAGUCCCCAAUGCUACAUUUGGUCCCCAACUGAACACUGCUGGGUGUGGCCCAGGCCUGCCCCUUCCCUGAAAAGGAAUGAAAACAGUUGAUUUGGUCCCAAAAAUUGGAAGGCUGCAGAUUAGGCUGCAGAUUGUGUGUACCUGUCCUACAUUGUCGUCCGUCCGUUCCCCCGUCCCCCCCGUCCCCCCGUGCCUGCUGCUCUGAACUCUCAAAGGUUCUGCUGUGGCAAUCUGGUGGGGCUGUUUGGUCUUAUUACUGUGCAGGUUGGUGCAGGGCAGUUCUCUUGAACAACUAAGUCAGUCUUGUAUUAAGUGGGGCUCUGCUUGCAGCAGCUGAGUUGGUUAAUGUACGUCCUUGAAGCUGCUUCGUUGUCUGGCAGGCUCCCUCAUUUCAUAUAAUUCGUCUUUGAGCCCUGAACUUCAAUUCCUCAGAGGAGUAGGUUAGUGAAAAAUACUAAGAAUUCUUGAAUCACAUUUCAGCUUAGACCAGAGAUGGCAAAUGAACAGCACUUCAAUUCCCCGUGGCCAAAUUUUCCCCCUCAUCCCUCUCCCAAGGUCUGUCCCUGAGAGUAGAACUGUUCCCCUAGCCAGUGAGUAUGAGGAGUGGCAUGCCAUCCUGCCUGGCUAAGACCCCAUUCUCCGGUUCAGCAGUAUGUCCUUCCAGGCACCUUUUCUGUCCCUCUCAAAAGUCUGGGUCUGGACUCAUGCCAGCUGCCUCCUGCCCCAGUCACGCCAGUUGUGCCAGGCUGGGGCACACAGGAGCUGCCAAUCCCAUACAGGUUUGCUGGGCUACAGAAGCACAAGGCUGCAGCAAGAGCUCUAGCUUGCUCAGCAGGAAGGCCUACAGAGCCCCCCACAGAAUUGCCUCCUCACUCAGCUACCUCUUUAAAGCCCGAGGUGGGGGCAGGUCUGUUGGAGCCUCCUGUGGGCAUGGGAGGUGACAGCUGCUCCGUGCAUGCCAGCAGCCCCUGGAGACAUCUAGUGAAAAUGAGCAAGAUGGUCUCACUGGGCUGGCCUCCCGGAUCGGAGCCUGUACCUCUUAGGGGGUAGGAUGGAGGGAGUUUGUUCCCAGUUCCAGCCACAGCUGGACUUUCAGACCAGGCUUUUGAUGGGUACCAUAUUCUUCCUUUUCCUCCUCGGUGACCAAAUCUUCCCACCUACAGCUGCACUGCUGCUGCUUCUGCUUUCCAAAGUCAGCCUGGACCCUGGCUGCUGCCCACCCUGCCAGGAGCCUGGGCAAGAUGCAGGCACGGUGGCCUGUUGGCUGGUUGCGCUAAGGCCAGUGCCUUCCCUGUGCACGUGACCUCACCUUAGGACCAAGCGCUGUGUUGGUUUCUUAGAUUGCUAGCUUUUCCAGAUUCCCAGGACCAGCUGGAGCCCUGCUCUGCUUGCAGAAAUGUGUUCAGGACACCCCGCCCUGAGCUCCAGAGUCAACAGCUCGGCAGCACUUUUCUUUGUUUUCCAUGAGGUUUUUGGACCAUGGGUGGAGCUCAGGCACUUUCUGUAAGAUGUUUUGUCUCCUAGGGUGGCUAGAUCCCCUCCUCCACCUCUGUCCUGAGGCCCUGGAGCUGCCCUGCUGAGUUCAUUCUCCAGCUGCUGCUCCAGCCCUCCCACCUUGCACAGCACAGAGGUGGUCACCGGGGGCAGCCUGGCGCCUGCCUGGGGGAGGGGUGUAGCCGUCUAUCCCUGUAACUGCUUCCUUUCGGCCCCAGCUGGUGCCUACACUUGUUGGAAGCUGUGCUGAUGGCUUUUUUUGUUAUUUUGGGGGUGGGAGGUGGGGUAGUGUCUCCUUUUGGUAUUCACAACAGCCAGGGACAUGAUUUUAAUGUAUUUUAAACCACAUGAAAUAAAAGAGUCUGUUGCCUUA
This is a messenger RNA of Sorex fumeus (smoky shrew), 4787 nucleotides long. It is a transcript of the gene TXLNA, whose product is annotated as taxilin alpha. Gene Ontology annotation, molecular function: syntaxin binding. The record is from RefSeq and is a predicted model, not a curated record. The coding region runs from base 44 to 1723 and encodes 559 amino acids. Lineage: Eukaryota; Metazoa; Chordata; Mammalia; Eulipotyphla; Soricidae. The transcript is spliced from 11 exons.